AAUUCGUUCGAUCAGCUUGAAAUCAUUGCGCUGUUGAUGCCUCAGUGUCGCACAUUGCGGCGUGUUUGGUUUUUCAAAUGAUAAUUUCCGUUCCGUGUUGGUUUUUCUUCCUCUUGUUUUCUGAAUGCGCGCGUGUGUAUGUUUUGGGGCAGAUUCUAUGGGGAAGGUAUUAUUGAUUCUGCUUCUAUGGCAAAUUCAAAGGGUUCAUCGGGUGUGAGAAAUUUUAUGUAUUCUGGAAAGCAUGCUCUGCUUCCUCCUAAAAGCCCAUUUCCUAGUGUUUCCCAAGCGUACAGUGAUUAUGUCCCAAAUUCUGCUGUUGGUUUAAAGGCUGGUAACAGACCUAGAGAGGGAAACUCACACCACCAACGUACUUCAUCUGAGAGCCUUGUUAUAGAGGAGCAGCCUUCAUGGCUUGAUGAUCUCCUUAAUGAGCCAGAGACACCUAUCCGAAGAGGUGGCCAUAGGCGUUCAUCAAGUGAUUCUUUUGCAUACAUAGAUGCGGUUAAUGCAUCUAACAUCAAUUAUGCCGAUCAGGAUGAGUAUAAAUACAAAAAUUUGAUGUCUAUUCCAUCUUGGACAUCUCAAGACUUUGACCACAGCAAAGAUGCUCGUCAUAUACCUGUUUAUCCAGAAAUGAACUUAGCAAAACUGAAAAAUAGGUCAUGGGACUCCUUUUCAAAUGUCAUGACAAAUCCAGUUGGUGUUCCCUCUGGAAAAGACACUGCUGCUUUUCAGGGUUCAGGAUUGCCAUGUACACCACAUGAAGCAGAUGGGGUUCCACAAACUGCAAUUGAAAAGCAUGAUUCAGUAGAAUCUGGUUUACAAGAUGCAAAAUCAUUUUCUGAAAAAAAGGACAGCUCACAUGGAAAGCCAUCUGCCUCUGAAACUGAUACAAAACGUGCUAAACAGCAAUUUGCUCAACGUUCGCGAGUCCGGAAACUUCAAUACAUAGCUGAGCUGGAAAGAAAUGUACAAGCUUUACAAGCAGAAGGUUCGGAAGUCUCAGCUGAGCUUGAGUUUCUUAACCAGCAGAAUCUUAUCCUGAAUAUGGAAAAUAAAGCACUCAAGCAACGUUUAGAAAGUAUAGCACAAGAGCAGCUUAUCAAAUAUUUGGAGCAGGAAGUACUGGAAAGAGAGAUUGGAAGAUUACGUUCAUUGUAUCAGCAGCAACAACAGCAGCAGCAACACCCGCAACAGCAACCAUCUGGUAGUCAUAGACGCUCAAACAGCAGAGACCUCGAAUCUCAGUUUGCAAUCCUUUCUCUAAAACACAAGGACACCGAUUCAGGGCAAGACCCUGCUCUCAGAAUUUAGAUUUGCAGUAGCUGUAGCCUUCAUUCAACUGGUGUAGCCACACCCAUCAUAGUAGAAUUGUUUCCUUCCCUUCCCAUGCAUGGGAUUGUGCAGAGAUUUCCAACAUAUAUGCCCUCUCUCUGCCAGCUUUGCUGAUUUCAGCCUUCUCUUAGUCUCUUCCCGUUUUCUAUUUACUUAUAUUAUUACCAUUUAAUGUGCACCUGGUGGUCAUUGCCGAAAUCUUAUUCCAUUUCAGUUGACCUACCAGAGGUGGUAACUCCAACAUUUUCAGGCUUUCCCCCCCCCCCCCCACUGUAUUUUCAGUGAAUAUGUAGCUGUAUACCCUUGUGAAUCUCCACUAUUGUGGAAUUUGGCCCAGUGCAAAUAGAAAAUAUCUCAGGGCCAUUUGAAUGUGCCUUAUUUGUAUGGAUAAUGUUAAGCUAAUGUUUGUAAUGUGAUUUUAAUGAAGUUCAUGUUUUCUCAACA
Cajanus cajan (pigeon pea) is the source of this 1779-nucleotide messenger RNA. The record is from RefSeq and is a predicted model, not a curated record. NCBI's taxonomy places the organism in Eukaryota, Viridiplantae, Streptophyta, Magnoliopsida, Fabales, Fabaceae.